Messenger RNA from Etheostoma spectabile (orangethroat darter), 6038 nucleotides. It is a transcript of the gene bend5, whose product is annotated as BEN domain containing 5. Bases 1 to 1356 code for a protein of 451 amino acids. Lineage: Eukaryota; Metazoa; Chordata; Actinopteri; Perciformes; Percidae. The transcript is spliced from 7 exons. The record is from RefSeq and is a predicted model, not a curated record. Gene Ontology annotation, biological process: negative regulation of DNA-templated transcription. Gene Ontology annotation, molecular function: DNA binding.
AUGUAUGCUUUUGUUAGAUUCUUUGAAGAUGAUAUGUGCUACGCGUUACCCGUUUCAAAUAUCGAAGAUUUCAGACCUCUGCAAAAAACAGAUUUUGAUAAUCAGAAGGUGUAUCUGGUUCACAGAACUGAAGAGAAUGGCAGCGCAGGCCAGCCGUGCGAAGCACAGAUCCUUGCCCUUGCAGAUACAGUAGAGGAAUUUGAAGACAGUAUAAUGCAAAAGAAGAUGAAAAUUCCCAAGAUGUCCAUCAAGAAUUCAGGAAACUCUAUUGAGAACAAUUUUGGAGAAGAGAGAAUGCCACUCAGACAUAAAAAGGCCCUGUCUCAGGACCAUGGACGCCCCCUUUCCAACUCCUCCAAGAGUCUGGCAGCAGUAGUGGCUCGCCUGGAGAGAAACGCAGCCAGCUCCUGUAUGGAGGGCGAAGAAGACCUGGAUGAGGACCGGCUGGCAGAGGAGGGAGAGGAUGCAGAUGACGAAGAUGAAGAUAUGGAUGCAGAGCAUCAGCAACAUCAUCAUCACCAGCAGCAAGCACAGCAUUUGGAGGUGGACACGGAUUGUGUGUCUGGGGUAGCUGCAGCAGUGGUACCCAGAGUCCUGUAUGAGGAACUGGUUCAUAGCUACAGGCAACAGGAGGAGGAGAUGAGGAGGCUGCAGCAGGAGCUGGAGAGAACCCGCAGGCAGCUGGUUCAACAGGCCAAGAAGUUAAAGGAAUAUGGCAGCUUGCUGACAGAAGUCAAAGAACUGAGGGACUUCAACAGGAGGCUGCAAGACGUACUUCUCAUGCGAUUGGGCAGCGAGCCAAUGCAUGACAAUGGCACUCAGACAAUCAAGGCUGAAGUGGUUGAACCCAUUGUUGAGGCCCAGGAAACAUGCAGAGAAGAAGCCAACACCAGUUCCAGCUAUUCACCCUCACCCAGAACAGUAUACACCUGCAACGAUGGGAAGGUGCACCUCGGUGGAGGGAUCUGGGUGGAAGAGGAGAAGUGGCAUCAGCUGCAGCGGACCCAGGGAGACUCCAAGUUCACGAAGAACUUGGCUGUAAUGAUCUGGGGCACCGAAACCCUCAAGAACCGUAGCGUCACUGGAGUGGCCACCAAAAAGAAGAAAGAUGCCCUGCCCAAACCUCCACUUUCACCCAGCAAACUGAAAAUUGUUAGAGAGUGUCUCUACGACAGAGUGUCUCAAGAGACAGCGGACAGUGCAGAGAUUACGCAGAGAUUGUCCAAAGUGAACAAAUACAUCUGUGAAAAAAUAAUGGACAUCAACAAGUCCAUCAAGAACGAGGAGCGGCGGGAGUCCAAGCUGCUCAUUCGACAGACAGUCAAGAUGGAGAACUUCACCUACGAUGGCAUGUAGUGGUCAACUGUUGUCACGCCAGCGCCUUCUGCCCCCCGCCAUUGGUUAUUAUGUGAAAUGUUAAAACAAAUAGACCCCUUUCCAGCCCCUAUACAGCAUCCUCAGUGCCCAGUUUUCCCAUUGGCUGACAGACAGCUUUACCCACCACUGUGUGAACUAGUUUGAAAUGAGCGGGUGUGAGUGUUUUUAUAACCUUUACAGUGGGAUUAGUACAGAGACAUGGUUUGUUGGUGUGCGUGCAUUUGUGUCAAAGGAAAGAUUACAUGCAAUUUUUAAAUUGAUUUAUUGUUCUGUGUCAGAACAUAGUUUUGAAUCCUUAAACUUUUAAAAAGUAAUUGGUGGAGAGGGUAUUUCCCUAGAUAGAGUCAUCUGUUUCUAUAAAGAUAAUGAUGCCAGCUUGCAUUAGAUCCAAGUUGUGUUAACAGCUGGAUAUUUUGGAGACUACCCAAUAACUGCUGGGAAUCUGAGUGUUUGCUGUUGGUACUUACUGUAUAAAAUGCGACAUCAGUGUCUCAAAUGCACAAGUCUUAGUUGGAGAUUGCAUUUUGCAACAGGAAUUCUGUUGCUCCAAGAUAUUAAUUAUGUGUGUGCGCCCCCUUAACUGUAGGUCAAUAACAACACAUGACUUUAUUAAAAAGACGGCUGACAGAGGUUAAAUGGGAAGUAUGACUCUAAUGUGGAGUCUAUAAAGAGCUGUAUUUGUUUAGUUUUUUAUGUUUGACCUUUUAGUUAAGAGCAUUUGCCAUCAAUGAGAGAGGUUUGGAUGGGAUAUUCCCAUACAACUUGUAAUCAAACAUGUCACUUUUAGACAAUUUGACUGUUUAAUAAGUUGUAGUGGUACAGGCACAUUAAUGCCUAGAAAGGCCUUACAUAGAUUUGGCAAUCACUAGGGUAUGCCCCUGGGUUUUCUAAUAAGCUGUGAUUUUAAAUGUAUAGGAAGCUGAAGCAAUGAAGCUUUGCCUGCACUUUGCUGUGAGAAUGUGAGAGGUGGCUAGGUACUAUUUUUUUCUGUGUGGUUCACACCAUUAGGUUGAGCUGAGCUGGGCUACUUGCUUACCCCCCCCCCCCCCCCCCCCCCCCCCCCCCAUCUCCAUGUGGAAGCAUUGUUAGCUGUGGGUAAAGCUGUCUGGAACACUUUUUGUGCUGUUUGAAGUCAUCUGGGCCUGCUGAACCCCCAAAUAACCCCUUCUUCUACAAGCCACGCCACUGGGGAACAAAGUAAGGUCGCUCCAGUGACAAUUUCCUCUGAGCUAUGCCAUCAGAACUUUGAAAAUGUUUCUUGUAUGUUUUUUUUAACAUUUUAUUUUUCUCACCAGUUUUAUUGUUUUGAUCUAAAAUGGUUUGUGUGGCUGUCUGCAGGCUGGAACUAAAUGCUGCAGAUUGAAAUCUCGACUGUGACCUAGCUGUGGCUAACUGUGAAUCUGCUGCAGAGCUGCCCAUCAAGCCUCUCUCCUCUUCAUACUCUAGAUUCUUGUUUGUCAGUUUUUUUUUAUUUCUGUCCAUCAUUUUGUCUGUCACGGUUUUUGUUAUUGCAAAAGUUCAGAUCAGCCUUUUGUUAAGCUACCUUAUGUUUUGGAGAUAUUUUAGUGUACAUAAAACUUUUAUUUUUUAUUUUUUUCCACCAAACAUGGACAUUUCAGUUUCUCGUCAUGUUACAUGUUGCCGUUUUAAAGGCUCUGGUCAAGUUUUGAUUUAUCUAAUUGAUGUUGUAAUUCCAUGUUACCAGACAAUUUCUUGUUUCUUUUUACUUACAUACAGUAUGUGUAUAUAUAUAUAUAUAUAUAUAUCUAUAUAUAGAUAUAUAUAUAGAUAUAAAUAUACCGUUUAUAUUUUUUUUCUUAUGAAUUGUUAGCUUUAAGCUUGAUGUUGUAUCCAAAUGAAACAACAAAGGAAAAACAAAUCUCCCUUUCUUAGCCAAGGUGAUCUCUGUGGAACAAGAGAGACAAGGCUUCUGUUAACAGAGCCCAUAUAUUAAGCUAGAUUCACAACAUUCAAUAUUUAAUAAUCCCCACUUAGGUUCUACCUUCGAAUGAUCUGCCACAGUAAGAUGAGAAUUUGUAUUGUUAAACCAUUGUACUUAAUUAAGACGCAGUAGUUAGAUAAAAACAAAUAUUUACAUUGAAUGCACUUUAAACUUCUGAGCAGUUUCUUCAAUCAUAAAGAAAGGUAUUUGUCCUUUUUCUUUUUUAAAUGUCUAUAUAGAUAAAGCUUAACAAUCAUUGUAUUAUCAUGAAGCACCUUAGAACAUUUUGGUUUAUUGUUUUUCAUGGCAAGAAUGACUUAUGGGAUUGAAUUAGUCCAAUAUGCCCCUGACAUACCAAUGCUCCAAAACAAGUUGGAUAGAUUUAAUACUUCUAAGUAAUAGUUGGAAGUAUUACUACUACUUCUUCCGAACGUUUAAUUAUUUUAAGAUGUGUUGGUGUUUAGAAAACCAGAUUUCCACAAGUCACACUCUGUUGAAACUGGAUUUGAUAACUCCACCAUGGCCUCCUGAACAAUAAAUGGCUUACUUGGCAAAUUGACAAGCAAAAUUCUAUUUGGCUGUCAAUCCCAAAACAUGAUCCUUCAACCUGACGAUAUUAUCCUAUGAAAUGUGCAAGCUCACUGGAAAAUGUGCUUUAAUUUAAUGUGUGAAGAUGGUGGUUAUACGUAAAUAUAACUAAUAUAGAGAUAAUUGUCUAUUUUUUACAAAUGAGUGGUAAUCGUAAGCCAAAGUAUUACAUGCUGAGAUCAAGUUAAAGAAGGGGGUUGCUGACUGAGGAAUCAGCAGGGUUUGCACAAAAGAUUGCCCAUGCCAAGGUUAUAGAGCCUAGUGAAUCUUUUUUUCUCUUUCUAAAAAAUAUCCCUUUUUGAGUUUUUUCCCCCUGUACAAAGCAACAUGUGAGGUUUACAUGGGCUAGCAUGUAUUUGAAAUACAUGUGGUUUAAAAGAGAGAAAAGAUUUCUGCUGUGCAAAGCAACCAUGCUGAAAUUUUGACACCUUGUUGUAUGUCGUGUUUGUGUUUGUUUCUUUGAUGUUUGAUGCCAAAAGGGGGUGUGGUUAAAAAGAAAGCUUUAAGAUUAGAGCAUUAAUAGAGCUAUUACAUCAUCUGAAAUGUUAACUUCUUUUCAAAGGCUGGUUUCCUGUUGCGCGAUUAAGUCUAAUCCUUUAACUAAAACCGUCUUUCAUGGAUGAGAGCUGUAUGGAAGUGCUGUAUGUUUUGAACCCAGAUUUGGUUUAAUCUGUGAUGGCAAGGCCAAUCUCUUAUCAAAUGUACCAAGUCACUUGCAGAGAAGCAGUCUGGGUUUUAGCAGCAUAUUAGUAACAUAAACCAGUACAUUGUCUGGCAGAGCCCUUAUUGGAUGAUACAUAGGCUAGUUUGGCUCUGUGACACAACACACCAGACUUUCCAAUCCUCUCACUGUCACACUCAAGUAGCGAUAGGGAAAAAAUGUAACCUUGCUGGCUCUGUGAUCCUCUUCCUGUGCCACCUCUAGUUCCUUACUCUGCUGUCAUUUAUAUGGACUGGAUUUAGAAAUGCAUAUGUAUCGAGAUAAUAGCAAAUCCUGUCCUCGUCGUUUGGUGUUUUGGCUUAUGUUGUGAAUGUGAACAUCUGUCAAAGCUUCAGAAGUGAGGGAGCUUUAUGUAGCUUUUUGACAGUUUGAUUGGGGAAAAGAGAUCAGUUCUAUCUUCACUGUGUGGAACAAGAUAAAUGGCUUCAUCUAGCAGUUAUCACAACUAAGUGCACACAAAACACGCAACUGUUUGAGCCUCAGAUACAAUGUCAAACUUACUUCAAAUGAGGAAAAAAUGGGAGGAACAUUGUAAGGCCUAUAUUUUUCUUAAGGUAUCAGUAACUUUGUAUACAAUCCACAAACCGGUUCUACUUCAUCUAACUUCACCGUCCUACCUCAUUGUUACUCUGGUGUUUGUUUGUCAGUGACUGUAAACUAUGUGUGCAUAUUAAAAAAAAUCUAUAGGAAAGGUAUAUCUGGUUACUCUCAACAUGUACAGCAAAAUAAACUUGUAAAACACCUCAGUACACAAUAUCAUUCUGAGGAGAAAUCAGUUUUAUUACCUGCUUAAAGAUGCUGCUGUAAAGGGGUUGUCUCUGAAUAUAUAUCCUCGCUCUUUGCUAUGUUGUGCAGUUGAUCAGUGGUUGUGUUCUGUCUCUAUUGCAUUCUGAGAUUUUUACUGGUUGACGGGUGCUACCAGCAAACAGUUCAAAAACUGAUCUGUCUAUCGGACCUCAAAUGGUGCUGUUUUUCUAUGUUUUUAUCCUCAUUCAGCUAUGUUUUAUUCAGGUGUGUCAACCGCCAUUAUCCCCUCAGCUAAUCAAAUUUUAAGCCAAAAUAUUUCGCAAAACGAUAACCCUGCUAUUACUGUAUUAACUAUAUGCUAUCUACCCAAAUAUUGUAGAUAGUGAUUAUAUCCUCAGCUGUGAGUUUCAGAAGUACCUCAUAACUUGCUGAUUUUCAAUAGAUGCAUCUGCUUCUAGCACCUGUUGUCGACCAAUAUCACAUUGUUGCAGUGUAUUUUCAGAAAUAAGCAUUUUUACUGGUUAGAUCAGGUUUCACUAUACAUAGGACAUGAUUAUUAGAUCACACUCAGAUGGCCGAUCAAUUCAAAGGAUACCACGUGUCAUAAAAGGAAAUCUCAGUUGGACUGAGCAGCAUGUGAUACAGUAGAAGAGGUCCUCAGCA